AUGAGUAAGAAACUUACAAGCACGUUGUCAGAGAUUGACACGACAUCUGCUGCUGAUAUAUCGAAGGACUCCCAAUUUAGUGCGGUCAGUGGAGAAUCUCCACGAAUUUUUCCUAUCUACAUAUGCAUAAAUGAAUAUAGCAAGAGAAUGGAGGAUGAGCUUGAUAUGAAGCCUGGUGAUAAAAUUCAAGUGAUUACAGAUGAUAGAGAAUACAACGAUGGCUGGUAUUUCGGUUUAAAUUUAAGAACAAAGGAAGAAGGUCUUUAUCCGGUUGUAUUUACUCAGAAAAUAAGUAAUGAAAGGAAGCCAACUUUAAUGAGAGCCAAGUCUUUGAAGAGAAUGAAUAGCAUGAAUGGUAUGUCUGAUAGUAAUACGUCUUUAGUUCCUUCAGCUGCUGACUCAUCUGCUGACCUUUCGAUUCCGCAAGUUGUAGAAGUUGCAGCUCCCGUUUCUGUGAACCAUGAAGUUCCAGGAGAAAGACAUGUAUCAGUGAAAAGUACUAUGAGUGAUAUUGAUAGAGCAUUACAAGACUUCCAGAUAGAUGAAAACUCAGAAACCGAUAAAAUUAAUUACAAAGAAAGAGAUGAUGAUAGUCCUGUACAUAGUAUUGCUGGGGAGACUAUUUUUUCAGAGACAACUGACCUGAAUGUUGAAGAAGGUCCUUCAAGGUCACAAACUACAGGUACUGAUAGAAUCAAUAAUGGAGUUCAGGCAUCAUCUUCUCUGGAUGAUAUUAAUGGGAAAUCUGAAUUAGAUGUUGCAAAUGCCCAAAAUUGGACUCCAGAAGAGGUUACGGAAUACUUCAUCCAAUCUGGGUUCGAUGUUCAGUCAUCAUCAAGGUUUAAGCAACAUAAAAUAUCAGGUAAAAUUCUUUUUGAGUUAGAAUUAUCUCAUUUGAAAGAACUAGAUGUUAGUUCAUUUGGUACACGAUUUGAAAUGUUUAAAGAAAUCGCUGCCCUAAAGGAUGCUAUGGAGAUGGCAACCAGUGAUUCUCAAAAAAGAAAGAAAGAGUUAAUGCCAGCUGCAGAGAUGGAGCACAUCUCAGUUAACGGACAUGCCAGACCUGCAUCACAAUCUGUUGAAGAAUUGCCAAUGAGAAGUACUAGUUCUGCCGUAACACCUAAACAGAGGCCUACUUCUGUCUUAAUUAAUGGUAGACAGGCUAGUGAUUCUAACAUUGAAACACUGGAUUCAAAUAUUAUUAAUCCUGCAAGUUUUGCGUCUCCAAGAAGAGCUCCUAAACCACCAUCUUACCCAAGUCCAGCCCAACCUCCUAAAUCACCACUAGUAAAUAGAUUGGCGUCUCCUAUCAAUGCAAGUGAAUCUUUAGCCCAAUCUCCUUAUCGUACAUCAAGAACAAGCGGAUCUAAUGAACAUAUCUCCGGCACACCUAAUUCAAGAAAUUCCUACUCUAGAAAUACAAAAUCAGGAGUGUUUUCUCCAUUUGUUUCUGAGUCGAUAAAAGAAGAAAGAGAGGAUUCUAAUAAUAACAAAAGAUCAUCUGUGAUAUAUUCACCUCCGCAUGAAACAUCAAGUCGCAAUAAUGAAUCAAAGGAGUCUUUCGAGCUUGAUGAUCAGGAAGUAUCACCUGACGUUGGACAUGAAGAAGAGAAUGCCAACGGUGAUAGCAGCUUCGAAGAAGAAGAUAAUCAUGAUGCUAUCAGUGAUAGGCCAACAUCGAGUAUCUAUGCAACCUCUUCAGAUCAUGGUUCUUCGGAUGAGGAAAAGAUUAUCAAACCAAAGGUUGCGGAUAAAGAAAAGAAGAUUAAGAGAAAUUCUUCAGUUUUAUCAUAUUUUGCUCUUAAUAAGAGUGGUAAUGCUGUUGAUAGAUCAUUAUCUGUCAAUACAGGUAUAAGUAAGAGUAAUUCUUUGAAAUUAAAAAACAGGACUUCAUUUGUUACAAGCCCAUUUAGACAACAAUUUACUGAAAAUGCAGAACGUAAUUCUCCGAAAUCAGAUAAGCGUACUAAAGCAACUGUUACUGACGCUGAUCCAUCUGCUACUCCUAAAGUAGCUAGUAAAUCAAAAAAGGAUAAGAGAAGGUCUGUCAGUGCCAACGGUACCUAUCCAAACGAUACUGUAAGAGAUAUCUUAGGAACUGAUCAAAAUAAGAGAUCUGUAAGCGAGGCUGUUAAACCAAAGAAAUUGCGUGCCCUUAAGUCAAAGCCACCUCUGAAGAAACAAAGCACCUCUGCAUUUAUGGAAGGUAUUAGAAAUGUUAGUGUCGAUGAGGCAAUAAAAACAGCAGAUUAUUCUGGCUGGAUGAGUAAAAAAGGUAGUGGUAAAAUGAGCACGUGGAAAAAUCGUUUCUUCACUUUACAUGGAACCAGACUUUCAUAUUUCUCAAGCACAAGUGAUACAAGGGAGAGAGGUUUAAUCGAUAUUACAGCACAUCGUGUUGUACCUGCUAAGGAAGAUGAUAAAUUUGUUACGUUAUAUGCUGCAAGUACUGGUAAAGGUAGAUAUUGUUUCAAGUUAAUCCCACCUGCACCUGGUUCAAAGAAGGGCCUAACAUUUACCCAACCUCGUAUUCAUUACUUCGCGGUAGAUACUAAGGAAGAAAUGAGAGGUUGGAUGGCCACUUUGAUAAAAACUACUAUUGAUAUCGAUAAGACGGUACCAGUGAUCAGUUCUUAUACGACACCUACUGUUUCGCUAAAGAAAGCUAAAAUGAUGUUAGCGGAUGCUCGUGAAGAAACUAGAAAACGCGAAGAGGAGUUAUCAAAUAAUGCAAACGAUGAUGAAGCUCUAUGGAAUGAACAACAGAAGAAAUCAGGAUCUAGUAAUAAAAGGGACAAACACAAGAAAGACGGUAAUGAAAUUGAUGAGAGUACAACUGUAAGCGAAACACCGAAUUUAUCAAUCAAUACAUCAAGUGCAAUUACUGCAAGUACAGCUGUCAAUUCUAACGGUUUUGCCAGCCCGUACUUAUUGGCAUCUGGUGUAUUAUCGCCCAAUUUACCACAUAGUCCUGGCUUCCGCAAGGUCGGUAGCAAGGAAAAGAAAGGGACAGAAUAUUUUGAUUCUGAAGAUACCACUUUAACAGGUGCAAAAUUCUGA
This is a messenger RNA of Maudiozyma barnettii, 3060 nucleotides long. It is a transcript of the gene BOI2, whose product is annotated as Boi2p. The transcript has a single exon. Gene Ontology annotation, cellular component: recycling endosome; trans-Golgi network; early endosome. The coding region runs from base 1 to 3060 and encodes 1019 amino acids. Gene Ontology annotation, biological process: retrograde transport, endosome to Golgi; endosome organization; receptor recycling. Lineage: Eukaryota; Fungi; Ascomycota; Saccharomycetes; Saccharomycetales; Saccharomycetaceae. The record is from RefSeq and is a predicted model, not a curated record. Gene Ontology annotation, molecular function: protein binding.